Coccidioides immitis RS is the source of this 2875-nucleotide messenger RNA. RefSeq lists its product as uncharacterized. The record is from RefSeq and is a predicted model, not a curated record. The transcript has 3 exons. Lineage: Eukaryota; Fungi; Ascomycota; Eurotiomycetes; Onygenales; Onygenaceae. Bases 1 to 2721 code for a protein of 906 amino acids.
AUGGCUGCUUCCCCUUCGGUUCUCUCCCAGACCCUCCAGUCGAUUACCACCACGAAGAUCGAAGAACUCGAGAAGCAACGCCAAAAGUACGAAGAAACCAAGCGUAAAAUACUUGACUUGACCAGCGAUGCAGGCGACAGCAUCCAGAAGCGUAUUUCCCGCCUACAUGCUGGCGUGAAGGAACUUCAACUUCUACCUGAGGCGGAGCUGGAAAAUAUGGACCGCUGGCUUCAUCAAUCUCAGUACGAUCCAACGAUCCCAGAGUCCAUGCUGGUUAACUUUGAGUCUGAUCUUCGCUCUCGGUUGGAUCGCCAGACUCGUAAACUGGAUCUGGCCGAUUUAUAUUCCCGCUUGCUUAUCGAAUGGAUUAACUCCCCCACUUCAAGUGACGGGAACGCUGAGAGGCUCGACAGCUCUAUGGUCGACGAGGACUUUGAUGUCGUUCAAGAUAUCCAGAAGGAAAAAUUGCAGCAAUUACGAGAGAAGUUCGAAAAGGUGGUGUUUGAACCUCUGAUGACCGAUAGCGAGGAUAUUACCCGGUAUUUAGAGACUCUCUUUUCAGGAGAUGAAGGACAGGACGCUCUGAAAUUGUUGCGGGAAGCUGUCAAAAAUCAUGGUAAACUUCUCUUUUCCGAGAAACAACCUGUGGAGAGGAAAAGCCUUAAGCAAUGCAUCCAGUCAUUGCUGAAAAAUGACCUUCUCAAUGACCAGAAGCUCGCAACUCUGGGUGAAUUUCUACACGAUGAUACUGUGCUCGAUGAAAUUGCGAACGUGCUAAAUAUGAGAUACGCGAAUCUGGGCAACUGGUCCUGGAAUGUAGGAGGCAAAGGAAUGCCGGUCCUGCCUCGGCAAAGUUUGAACGGAAAGUGGCGUGUAAUGAUGGAUGAAGACGUGCUCCAGGCCCUGCUCACCCACUACAUUGGGAACAAAUGGUGUGUCUUCCUGAAGAAAUCUUUGCACCGCGUCAUCGAGCGGAUAGCAUUUUGGGCCAAAGACUGUGGAAUACCAGAGGAAGAUCAGGCAUUGCGGAGAUAUUAUCUCAACGAGGGCGCGCAUCGUUGGACAGUCAAGAAGGGCACCGAAAAAGAGAGACACGAUGUAUACAAGGAUCACUUUUUCUUAGCACCUAUGCCUGGCCGCGAGUUCCAAGACGCUGUCGGCUACGAUGAUGACGGUGAUAGUGACGACGAUGAUUAUGAUGAGAGUACCAUCAAUUUGAAUGGUGAUAAUAAUUUGUCACCAAAGGAGGUCAAACAACUUCUUUUAAGGACUCUGGCGACUGAAGUUCUUAUGGGACGCGCCUUUGACGGAGAAGUCGCCGUCGUCCAAAGCGAUUUCCUAUGGUUUGCUACCAGCGUAUCCCAUAAUACGAUAUUCGCCGUUUUACGAUUUGUUGGAUUUGAAGAAGAAUGGAUCAAUUUUUUUAAAAAUUUCUUAGAACCGCCUUUGGACAUGUUGACCGGUGACCAAAUUAGGAUCCGCAAACGCGGUCUUCCGAUGGCUCACAUCUUCGAAAAGGUUUUUGGUGAAUUGAUCUUGUUUUUCAUGGAUGUUGCAGUCAGUCAGCAGGCAAACAUUCUACUAUAUCGAUUUCACGACGAUUUAUGGCUCUGCGGAAAGCCUGAUAGCUGCGCCAAAGCAUGGCUGACCAUGGAAAAUUUCGCCAAAAUAAUGGGGCUCGAGUUUAAUAAAAGUAAAACUGGUUCAGUUUACUUGGUGGAAGAAGGUCGGACGAAGAAGCCCGAAGUGGUCAAGGUUCUACCCGAAGGACCAGUCGCUAUCAACUUUUUAGUCCUUGACCCCAUCACUGGAGAGUGGACUAUCAAUAGAUCCCACGUUGAGGAGCAUGUUGCUCAGCUGUCGAAACAGUUAAACGGGGCAAAAAGCGUAUUGCAGUGGGUUAAAACCUGGAACAGCUGCAUUGGCCGCUUUUUCAGCUAUACAUUUGGCGAACCAUCAAAUUGCUUCGGGCGUAAGCACCUUGAUGCCAUUUUCCAAACCCACCAAGAUAUUCAGAGUUUUCUUUUCAAUGACCAGAAUGGCAAUGGCAACAGUGUAGUCGAGCACCUCAAGCAGAUGAUCACCUCCCGAUUCAACGUUUCUGAUAUCCCUGACGCUUUCCUAUACAUGCCUGAAGCCCUGGGUGGCCUGGGGCUCCACAAUCCCUUUGUCCCUCUCUCUCUCGUCAGCCCUCACGUCUGUGAGGACCCAAAGUUGCUUAUCCACGCCUUUCUUGAAUCUGAAAGAGAAGCGUACAACAAAGCCAAGCGGGAAUUUGAGAAUCUUACUGAAUCAGAGCGCCGGAAACGCUUCAAGAAUGCCUUCCCUAGGGAUGAAGACACGGGAACUCGUCAUUACGCACCCGCUACCGAGGGACAAAAUGAGUUCUUCUCCUUUGAGAAAUAUACCCAAUGGCGCGAGUAUACCAGUGACGCCUUGAACACGCUAUAUUGUCGGUUGAAUACUGUGGCUUUCAAAAAGACUAUAAACUUUUCCCAUGCCGUGCGGCAGGAGCUGAAUAAGCUCUCCGGCCCGCCGGCGAAUCUGAAGGAGUUAUGCCAGGGGAACAUCGAUGCGGAGAUGGGGUGGCUAAUCCAGUUCUAUUCGAGUGAGUUGGAGGAGAAAUGCGGCGGCCUGAGCAUUGUGGAUCGGUCAUUCUUGCCGCUCGGGGUGCUGAAGGCGAUGAGAAAGAAGAAAGUUGCAUGGCAGAUGGCCUUGUGAGGUUUUGUCGUCGUGGUACCUCGACGAAUAAGGCCGUUAGAUUGGUGAAGUGUUUCAUACAUUACAGCUUGGAUGAAGGAUGAAUUUUAAUUCAUCAAUGUCAUGAAAUCCUAGGUGAUACAGCAGAGAAAUCAAUCGACUCUACCAAACCUCC